GCUGAGCGCGCGAGCGUGUGUGUGUGCCAAGGUCGACGCGCAUGGACCCGCGCAAACGGGGAAGGUCGAGCGAGUUGAAUGAUGAAUGCACAUCUUCUCAGCAAUCCCUUAGCGACGUAUGCCUCGUUUACUCCCGCGAUCAAUUCUGCAUGCUCAGUCUGAGAAUCCUCUCCUCGCGAAACUACUCCCUACAUGCAGAAGUCUCGCGUCUGCGCGUAAUGAAUUGCGAUGGCUCCGUGAGCACGCUAUCGACCACCAUGCCACUGAGCGUAGCCCGGCUUCCAAGGGUGACAAUAACAAUUGGAGAGCGAGAUUGAAAGAGCUAGUCGCACGACGAGCGAGAGGUGAACCUCUGCAAUAUGUUCUGGGAACUGAAUGGUUCGGAGACCUUGAGCUCGUGUGCCGCCCGGGUGUACUCAUACCGCGGCCGGACACCGCGACCGCUAUAGGCUACCUCGUACAGCGGAUGCUCGAGCGUGACCCUCACAAGUGGAGAAAGACACUUCGAGUGCUUGACCUUUGCACAGGCUCUGGCUGCGUAUCUUUGUUUUUCCAGCACGAAUGGAUCAGGUUCAUGCCCGUAAUCCCUGAAAUCCGCACUAUAGGUGUGGAUCUGUCUCCGAAAGCUAUAUCACUUGCACAGCUGAACCGAGACCGCCUGCUGAGAACUAAGCAUGAAGACGUUGAACGGCACAAAGCAUCACAGGCCUCUCACUUCUACGAUACUGCAUUCAUUGAAAGUCUGAGCAACACCAGCUUCCUGCACGCUGAUGUUCUCGAGGAAUCACAGCUAUGGCAAAAGCUAGAGGCUGAGCAUAGCCUGGCAGCGGACAUACUGCUGGCCAACCCACCAUAUAUAUCAAGAUGGGGCUUCCAGCAUUCGACAGAACGGUCAGUGCGUAGACAUGAGCCUAAGAUGGCUCUUGUGCCUCCCUUGCCAUUCUCAAUCCCAGGCAAGGACUGCCCUAAACGAGCAGACAGUGACGACCUGGGUGACUUAUUCUAUGAACCAUUAGUCAAGACCGCAUUAAAAUCCGAUGCAAAGAUAGUUUGGUUCGAAGUUGCAGAUAUUGAACAAGCCGCACGAGUGGCACAUCUGAUCACCUCGAUGGCUUCCGCGCGCCCAGAACAGCUGGAACUGUGGAGAGAAGAACCGAUGCCUGGUAUAGAAGGCCUGGAAGGAAAAGACGAGAUAUAUCAGGGUUUUAUUGUCAAGGGCAGAGGAAAUGGCAGAUCUGUAGUCUGGUGGCGAGAUGGAUAGCGAUAGCCACUGAUGAUCUGGUGGAGAUUGGCCUCAUGCUUACACGAUUGACAUAUAGUUAGACAUUCUCGUCGUACGCCUAUUGUGCCUGAUGUUCACAAUAUUAAGAGCAAGGUUCAUGGGAGGCAAGGACAGAAUGCUUGGUAUUAUUCUGUGGAGCUCCGAACUACCCCACCAGAGCUCCUCCUGCCGAAGUCGGAUCCAUAUGCAGAUUUGAACAGGCAAACCGUGACCCAGGCGUGUAUGGUAACUUACUAUACAUACC
This is a messenger RNA of Pseudovirgaria hyperparasitica, 1526 nucleotides long. RefSeq names its product S-adenosyl-L-methionine-dependent methyltransferase. The record is from RefSeq and is a predicted model, not a curated record. Gene Ontology annotation, biological process: methylation. Gene Ontology annotation, cellular component: mitochondrion. Gene Ontology annotation, molecular function: nucleic acid binding; methyltransferase activity. Lineage: Eukaryota; Fungi; Ascomycota; Dothideomycetes; Acrospermales; Acrospermaceae. The transcript is spliced from 2 exons. Bases 119 to 1261 code for a protein of 380 amino acids.